CUGACAUAUCGAGGUACCUACUAGGUAUAUACAUAUAUUACAUAUGUAGCACGUUGUGAUGAACCUGAAAUGCAUCAAUGAUUACAUCCGGGCUACGGCUACGGACAUCAAAGAAGGAUGACAAUAUUUGAAGUCGAUCGGCACCUACAUAAUAAUACCUACUAUCCUCGAACUACAUAUAUGUAGGAUACGACACUAUAGGUGCCUUUAGAUGCAUCAGACAUGAAUCUCUAUUUUCCCCUAACAGUAUAUCAGAGUUGUAAUUCACGAUUACGCCAGCAACACCAGCAACACCAGCUUCACAAAUGUCUCCGAGAUCUCCGCCCGAGAUAUGGCAGAAGACCAGCAGAGAUCCCUCAAGCCAGCUACAGGUCAUUAUCGUAGGAGCCGGGCUUGGAGGCCUCGGUGCAGCGAUAGCCAUUCUCCUGGCAGGGCACAAUGUCACGGUGCUCGAGAGCGCGUCUGAAAUCGGCGAGAUAGGCGCGGGUAUUCAAGUAUUACCCAAUUCUUCAAGAAUAUUGAUCUCUUGGGGACUCGAAGAUAGGAUCUCCAAGCAUGCGACAAUGCCCAGAUACGCCAACAUGAUCGGUUGGAAGGGGAACCAUCUUUCUAGGAUGGACCUUCAUGCCUAUGCAGACGCAUUGGGUACUCCCUUCUGGGAUUUUCACAGAGCCAAUCUACAUCGCUGCCUCCUGGACCGGGCUAUAGAGCUUGGAGCCAAGUUGCACGUUAGGUCGAGAGUCCAAACGAUUGAGUAUGCCGAAGACGGACUAACGGCGGCCGCUGUAUUAAGCGACGGGAGGUCUAUGCCUGCGGAUUUGAUCGUUGGGGCAGACGGCAUCUCGUCUCGCUUGCGCGAGCUUCUCCUCCGUAAACCGGACCCCCCUCAACCCACCGGAGAUCUUGCCUACAGGUUAAUUAUCAACGCAGAGGAUAUGCUGGCCGACCCCGAACUACGCCACUUCAUCCAGGAUCCACAGGUCAACUACUGGAUUGGACCCGACGCGCAUGCCGUCAACUAUGUCCUCAGGGGUGGGCAGUUGUUCAACAUGGUUUUGCUGGUCCCAGAUGACAUGCCUGCUGCUUCCAUGACCGUAGAUGGGAAUGUAGAAGAGAUGCAAGCGUUAUACAAAGACUGGGACCCUAGAAUCGGUAAGAUCUUGAAGCUCUGCCAAUCGGUCCAGAAGUGGAAGCUCUGCAUCCGCCCUACAUUGGAUCGAUGGACGCAUAAGUCGGGAUCUUUCACGUUAUUAGGAGAUGCAGUUCAUGCAACGCUUCCCUAUCUUGCUAGUGGCUGCGGCAUGGCUCUAGAGGACGGUGCAGCGCUAGGUCUCUGCCUCUCUAAGCUAACUGACAAAUCUCGAGAGCAAAAGCUUUUUGCACUCGGGGUUUAUGAGGAAUGCCGUAAAGAGAGAACGGAGAGAGUAGUCGAGAGGGGCAAUUUCCAACAAUACAUGUACCACAUCCACGAUGGCGAGGAGCAAAGGGAGAGGGACAAGAGACUCCACAUGUUUGGGGAAAUUGACGAACGCCUAUUCAAAACACCAGAGGUUCUUACGAAGCCACGAGCCGGAUCAGGGGAUGACCCACUACCUUGGAGGUAUUAUGGUGUUGGGGGUUGGUUGUUGACAUACGACCUCGAGAAGGAUGUAGAAACUAGGUGGGAACAAGCCCGGGCGGGAGCCCAGGCACGACCCCUUCUAUAAGCCAUAUAAUAACUACCUACGUAUAAUACCACCCUUGUCACCUUUUACGUCCGGGUAGAAAGACUUGCGAAGCUUCUACAUCUUCUUCUUGUAUGGACAUUAAAGCAGGUAUGUCUAUCAACGUAGUGUAGCCCAAUUUGCAAGAAAAUGUAUGAAAAUUUAUCCCCCCUUGCGAUGAACAGCAUUGGCAAUUCUCUUCCAGCCAGCUAUCUGAGAUGAGGUCAAGAUGCCGGAGAUGCCGGGGAUGCCAGGGCAGCCAGAAGCGUAGUGAGAGAUAUCCAUAUCGGUAGCCUCGAAUACCCCUAAAGUGGGAUGGAUAGCUGAGCUUCAUAUUAUUCCGAAAAAGUUGGUAGUUUGGGCUGAGUCCGAGUCCGAGUCCAUC
Molecule: messenger RNA, 2088 nt
Organism: Annulohypoxylon maeteangense
Lineage: Eukaryota; Fungi; Ascomycota; Sordariomycetes; Xylariales; Hypoxylaceae
Product: FAD/NAD(P)-binding domain-containing protein
Exons: 4
Coding region: 306-1706 (466 amino acids)
Biological process (GO): secondary metabolite biosynthetic process
Molecular function (GO): monooxygenase activity; FAD binding
Source: RefSeq, a predicted model, not a curated record